Messenger RNA from Suillus bovinus, 874 nucleotides. RefSeq names its product Plectin/S10 domain-containing protein. Gene Ontology annotation, cellular component: cytosolic small ribosomal subunit. Gene Ontology annotation, molecular function: structural constituent of ribosome; RNA binding. The record is from RefSeq and is a predicted model, not a curated record. The transcript has 4 exons. Bases 289 to 732 code for a protein of 147 amino acids. NCBI's taxonomy places the organism in Eukaryota, Fungi, Basidiomycota, Agaricomycetes, Boletales, Suillaceae.
UUCGCCUUGGGUAGAGUUCCUUUUUUGGAAAUAUUCAUACUCCGCCGUUGCUCGUUGAAACCUAGUCCGAAAGGCACGCGUACGCUGUCCAGCUCGACGUCAAGACUCAUUUCAAGGCCCUUCCUGCCCGUCAAAUCCUUGUGAGUACUGUUCAUGCUGUUUGGGGUAUGUUGGGAUGCAAAGAAGAGUGUCAGAAACUCCCCAUGGCUGGAUGAGCUACCUCCCAAUUGGAUGACAUGACUGACUCCAGUCUUCCUCAGCCGGACAAGUGCGAAAUCAUCAUCGCACAUGAUUAUCACCAAACAAAACAGGCGCACCAUCUACGAGAACCUCUUCAAGGAGGGUGUUCUGGUCGCCAAGAAAGAUUACAACGCGCCGAAGCAUGAAGAGCUCGAUGUUCCUAACCUCCAGGUCAUCAAGGCUAUGCAGAGCCUGACCUCCAAGGGCUUUGUCAAGACCCAAUUUUCGUGGCAGUGGUAUUACUAUGUCCUGACCCCUGAAGGCGUUGAAUAUCUCAGGGAGUGGCUACACCUCCCCAACGAGAUCGUCCCUUCGACUCACAAGCGGGCUGCUCGCCCCCCACGCCCAGCAACUGUACGCCCUGGUGGUGGCGACGGUGCUUACCGCGCGCCUCGCGGCGACCGCGACGAUUACCGGAAGAAGGAGGGUGGUGCGCCAGGCGAUUACAGGCCAUCAUUCGCAGGUGUUGGUCGGGGUGCACCUAGAGAGUAGGUGGUCGGUUUUUAUGAGGCGCUAUGAGUUCGGACAGAGUGCUAGAACUUGCUUCCCUCGGUGAUCGCAAAAUUUUGUAUGAGCAUGUUCCAUGCAUGACUAUACUAUGCUCUCCUUCGCGUUCUUUCUCAUCUGUCUACUU